AACUUCUUUUGUGUUUUUUGAAGAGUAGGGUGUACUUUGAACGCAUGCGCGGAAAUAACUUCCUCUUACAACCGUGCAAAGAUGGUGAAUAUACCCAAAUCAAGGAGGGCAUAUUGCGGCAGUCCUCGAUGUCAUAAACACACCAUACAUAAAGUAACACAGUACAAAGCUGGUAAAGCCUCACUUCAUGUACAAGGUAAAAGACGUUACGAUAGAAAACAAAAAGGUUAUGGUGGUCAAACAAAACCCAUUUUCCACAAAAAGGCAAAAACAACUAAAAAGGUUGUAUUAAGGUUGGAGUGUUUACGAUGUACUUUAAGGAAACAAGUCUGCAUUAAACGAUGCAAACAUUUUGAAUUGGGUGGAGACAAGAGGAAGAAGGGUCAAAUGAUCAUGUUUUAAGAAAUAAAUGGAGGCUAAAAAAAAAUA
Molecule: messenger RNA, 429 nt
Organism: Patella vulgata (common limpet)
Lineage: Eukaryota; Metazoa; Mollusca; Gastropoda; Patellidae
Exons: 5
Coding region: 82-402 (106 amino acids)
Biological process (GO): translation
Cellular component (GO): ribosome; cytosolic large ribosomal subunit
Molecular function (GO): structural constituent of ribosome
Source: RefSeq, a predicted model, not a curated record